AUGGUUGCGAAUGAACACGCAAGAAUAAAAAAAAAUAUGUCGUUGUCUUCAACUUUAAUUAAAUUCUAUCUAUCUAUCUAUCUAUCUAUCUAUCUAUCUAUCUAUCUAUCUAUCUAUCUAUCUAUCUAUCUAUCCGGUAGUAGAUUCAUAUCUAUCAAAGCGGAAGUAGGUUCAUAUCUAUCUAUCUAUCUAUCUAUCUAUCUAUCUAUCUAUCUGGUAGUAGGUUCAUAUCUAUCUAUCUAUCUAUCUAUCUAUCUAUCUAUCAAACUGGAAGUAGGUUCAUAUCUAUCUAUCUAUCUAUCUGGUAGUAGAUUCAUAUCUAUGUAUCUGUUUAUCUGGAUUAGGUUCAUAUCUAUCUAUCUAUCUAUCUAUCUAAUUAUUUUCAUUUCUAUCUAUCUAUCUAUCUAUCUAUCUGGUAGUAGGUUCAUAUCUAUCUAUCUAUCUCUCUGGUUCAUAUCUAUCUAUCUAUCUAUCUAUCUAUCUAUCUAUCUGGUAGUAGGUUCAUAUCUAUCUAUCUAUCUAUCUAUCUAUCUAAUUCUUUUCAUAUCUGUCUAUCUAUCUUUCUCAUUCUGUUCAUAUCUAUCUAUAUAUCCUUUUAUGAAUCUAUCUCAUUCUUUUAUUAUCUAUCUAUCUAUCUAUCUAUCUAUCUAUCUAUCUAUCUCAGGCUCUGACUAUAUAUCUAUUGGAUACAAACUUGAGGGUGUUAUAGUAGAUAGACCAUUUAAAAUUUUUCUUUGA
Molecule: messenger RNA, 738 nt
Organism: Acanthosepion pharaonis
Lineage: Eukaryota; Metazoa; Mollusca; Cephalopoda; Sepiida; Sepiidae
Source: the annotation of a GenBank genome assembly